AGCUCCCGUGUCCCGCACUCACACUAUCUGUCUUCUCCGCACCCCGCCCGGUUCUUCUCCCCUCUCUUCUCAGAGGAAACUUCCCGGACUCCUCCAGCUGAACAUGGCGGACACCAGCCUGCAGAUAGUGGAGCAGCCCACCGUCCUCCCUGACACCCCACCCGGGGAAAGUUCGGACACCGAGCCCAUCAAAGCCGACCAGAUAAACGGGGUUCUGGUGCUGAGCCUGCUGGACAAGAUCAUCGGAGCCGUGGACCAGAUUCAGCUGACCCAGAGCCAGCUAGAGGUCCGACAGCAGGAGAUGGAGAGCGCCGUCAUCAGCAUCCAGGGGGAACUGACCAAACUCACCAAGUCCCAUGCCACCACCAGCAACACGGCCGGGAAACUGCUGGAGAAGGUGAGGAAGGUGAGCGUCAAUGUGAAGACCGUGCGACACAACCUGGAGAGACAACAGACUCAGAUCAAGAAACUGGAGAGCAACGAGUCCGAACUUCUCCGGAGGAGGAACUUCAAAGUCAUGAUCUACCAGGAUGAAACAAAGCUGCCUUCCAAGCUUAGCAUCAGCAAGUCUUUGAAAGACACAGAGAAGCAUGAAAUAGAAGGAGAAGUUCAAGAGAAUGAGAAUAAGGAAGAAGAUGAAGAUCAUAUCCAGCUGUCAUCUGAUGAAGAGGUAGAGAUGGAAGAAAUCAUUGAAGAGUCUAGAGCUGAACGAAUCAAGAAAAGUGGAAUGAGGAGAGUUGAUGACAUAAAGAAAGCUUUCUCAAAGGAAAAAAUGGAAAAAACCAAGGUUAAAACCAAAGAGAAUUUGGAAAAGACCAAACAGAACUUGGAGAAGACCAGGCACAACAUUGAGAAGAAGAUGACCAAGUUUGGAACCAAGAUUGUGACAAAUGAGAGACGAGAAAAGAUGAAGACCUCCAAGGACAAGUUUAAAAAGUCCUUCACACCCGACCAUCCUGUCUAUGCCCGUUCCAAAACCGCUGUCUACAAGGUGCCUCCCUUUACUUUCUAUGUGAAGAAAAUCAGGGAGGGCGAAGUAGAGGUUCAGGCCACAGAAAUGGUGGAAGUUGGAGGAGAUGAAAUGGAAGAAGAGGGAACCGAGCUGUUGAGAGGAGAAAGCCCUGAUCCUCAUUCCCUUCUGCAAAUCACAGAGGACACUGAUGCCGUACUGGCUGAGAGAAGCGACAGUGACUAGGAAUGAUACAAGAGUCACAAUACUUCUAUGUGGACAGCUAUAUUUUAUAACCUUCUUCACAUUGCAAAUUCAAUUCAUUUCUUUUUUUUUCAUAAUCACACAUAUCUUUUUGCAGCUCUUAACACAAAUAAAGAAUAUAUAUUAAUCAUCUUUGUACUAAGCAGGCCACACAUUCAGCAAAAGGGGGUAAAUAAAAACUGAUCCCACGAAUGUUAUUAUAUUUUUUAUAAGCACAGUAUCACUGCCUCUCCUAAUAAUCUGCUGAAUACUGUUACUAGUAGUACACUGGUCUAGGAUGUUUAAAGAAAACAGAUACUGGGUCCAUUUACAGUACUUGCUAUUGAUACAUUCAAAAACAUUUCAUAACUAAAGCACAUUGCAAGAAUGCUCAUAGUAAGGCUGAUCUGCAAAAGCUAGGAUAAAAAAAAACAGUACAAAUGUUGAACAAUUUUCUAUAAUUGCAAAUACAUUUUAUUCUUUCAAAUGGUUUACAGAAUCUAAUUGGUUGUGCUAAUCAACUAAACAAGUUUUAACUCAA
Messenger RNA from Rana temporaria (common frog), 1733 nucleotides. RefSeq names its product caveolae associated protein 1 (gene CAVIN1). The record is from RefSeq and is a predicted model, not a curated record. Lineage: Eukaryota; Metazoa; Chordata; Amphibia; Anura; Ranidae. Bases 104 to 1195 code for a protein of 363 amino acids. Gene Ontology annotation, biological process: termination of RNA polymerase I transcription; transcription initiation at RNA polymerase I promoter. Gene Ontology annotation, molecular function: rRNA primary transcript binding. Gene Ontology annotation, cellular component: caveola; cytoplasm. The transcript is spliced from 2 exons.